CCCUAACCGCCAUUACCAUCUCGCGAAGAAACCAGAGAAGAAAAGACAAAUUUGCGACGCCCUCCUUUGAUUGGCGCGAUGAGUUCCCUUUGAUCACUGGGCUGAUAACUAAUUUCGGGAAAUUUUCUAAUAUAUAUCGGGCAAUUGAAUCUUUCAGCAAAUUCUGUUCUCGAACUCUAAAUCGAAAGAUUAGCAGCUGAAUCUGAUGGAUUCGAAACCCGUUAGCGAUAAAGCUGCCGCCCCAAGGAAGGUGAGGUUUGCACCUAAGGCUCCUCCAGUUCGAAAGCCAAAACCUGCCGUUGUCAAGACAGAAGCUAGAGAUGAUGAUGACGAUGAGGCGAAGGCCAAGGAUUUGCUCCGGCACUUCAACGAAGGUAUCUUGAAGGAGAAGCCCAAAAUUGAGAGAAAAGUGGCUCCGUCGCAAAUUGCAUUUGGUUAUGGAGGGACUUCAGCUUCGUUAAAAUCAUAUCAUGUUCAAAAGGAUCAAAACAAUGUUAACUCAUAUCAAGGUACUUCCAGUGGUCCAGGCCUGAGAGGGAUGAAAGAAUACAGAGAACCAUGGGACUAUUACAGUUACUAUCCUGUAACUCUUCCUCUAAGGAGACCAUAUUCAGGAAAUCCAGAACUUCUUGAUGAAGAGGAGUUUGGGGAGGCCCCCAGUAGUGUGACUUACAAUGAAAAUAUACUAAACACAGCCAUGGAACUUGACCUAAUGGACAGUCAGCAUGAUGGAAGUUCGGAACCUAGUAUGUUCUUUAUUCAGUUACCUCCAACAGUCCCAAUGGCAAAGCGUUUGACGACUGCAGCAGGGAACGAAACAACUGAAAGGUCAACAUCCUCCAAUGUUUUGGGUUCCACGGAGAAAAGCUGCAGUUUAGAUGAGUUGCCAGCAGGGUUGAUGGGUAAAAUGCUGGUGUAUAGAAGUGGUGCAGUCAAGCUCAAGCUUGGUGAUACUCUCUAUGAUGUGUCCUCGGGUUUGGAUUGCGUGUUUGCUCAGGAUGUCGUAGCCGUGAACAGAACAGAGAAGCACUUUUGUGUUGUUGGGGAGCUCAAUAAGCGUGCCAUUCUGACUCCAGAUGUGGACUCGGUGUUAGAAAGCAUGAGUGAAUUAUGACUAUUUUUCCUUCAUUCAGGUACAUUUUCCCAAAACAAUAACGCGCGAGCGGAUGAUUAAAAUUUUGUAGACGUGAGGCUAUGGUGUUUAGGUGGGUUGUUGAAUUGACAAUUCCCGCAAUAGUUCGGCUGAGAGAGAGAGAGAGAGUUACUUUUGUGCUUCAGCUGCUUCUUGUCAUCAUGUCGACAAUCAAGUUCUGUCCUUUCCAGAUCGAAGGGACAAUGUCACUCUAAUUGAAUAAUGUAUUUCAGCUUGUAGCCCGAGUCCCCUGUCCUGGUUUUGUUGA
Eucalyptus grandis is the source of this 1400-nucleotide messenger RNA. RefSeq names its product DNA-directed RNA polymerase III subunit RPC4. Bases 206 to 1114 code for a protein of 302 amino acids. The transcript is spliced from 10 exons. Gene Ontology annotation, molecular function: DNA binding. NCBI's taxonomy places the organism in Eukaryota, Viridiplantae, Streptophyta, Magnoliopsida, Myrtales, Myrtaceae. Gene Ontology annotation, cellular component: RNA polymerase III complex. Gene Ontology annotation, biological process: transcription by RNA polymerase III. The record is from RefSeq and is a predicted model, not a curated record.